Sphaeramia orbicularis (orbiculate cardinalfish) is the source of this 3160-nucleotide messenger RNA. It is a transcript of the gene ypel2b, whose product is annotated as yippee-like 2b. The record is from RefSeq and is a predicted model, not a curated record. The transcript has 5 exons. Lineage: Eukaryota; Metazoa; Chordata; Actinopteri; Kurtiformes; Apogonidae. Bases 315 to 674 code for a protein of 119 amino acids.
CUCUCUUCUAUACUCUGUUGGGCAUCGCUGCGCGUCAAAACAUUGCGUUUCAGCAGGACUUGCCAGGGCCGGAGAGAAGAGGAAAAUUGCCUGGGAAGGAAUGCGAAAGGAGGUUUAGUAUUGGCACUGCCACGAGGAAAACGAGGAGGUGCGACAUUUUCUAGGCUACGUGGAGAUCCGCUUUUUCUUUUCAUCAAAGGUGUGUGCCUCCCGACCCACCGCCCACCACGGCCCUCACCUGUGUGUUGCGGUGCUUCCCCUGUGAGCCGACCUGGGCUGGCAGUCCCUUCUUGCACCGCCCGCCAACACCGCCCAUGGUCAGAAUGACGCGCUCCAAGACUUUUCAGGCCUACCUGCCGAGCUGUCACCGAACCUACAGCUGCAUCCACUGCCGAGCUCACCUGGCCAACCAUGACGAGCUCAUUUCCAAGUCGUUCCAGGGCAGCCAGGGCAGAGCUUACCUGUUCAACUCAGUGGUGAAUGUCGGGUGUGGCCCUGCAGAGGAGAGAGUUCUGCUCACAGGCCUGCAUGCUGUAGCAGAUAUCUACUGUGAGAACUGCAAGACCACCCUGGGCUGGAAAUAUGAACAUGCCUUUGAAAGCAGUCAGAAAUAUAAAGAGGGCAAGUUCAUCAUCGAGUUGGCCCACAUGAUCAAGGACAAUGGCUGGGACUGAGGCCGGGACACGACAGCGGGCGGGCUGAUUGGAGGGACGCAGGGACAAACGGACGGAUGGGAGGGAGGGAGGGGGAGGGGGGUUGUGUGUGGUGGGUUAGUGUGUGACUUUGGUUUGGCUGAUUUACCAUUAACCUCUGUAACUCUCUGCCCAUCCCUCCCUACUGCACCUCUUGAUGUACACACACAGACACACAUAAACAAACACACAUCAAGGUUCCAGACAUCCCAGCUUGACAGAGAGACAGACUAGGCAGGCUUGUAAAAGCAGCUGGUUGGACUAGGUCUGGACUGGCCAGCGAUACUAGAGAAGCAGCGUCACUUCUUUUCACUGAAAUAUGAUUUGAUGACUCUGUUGAAAUGUGCUGGGAGACAUCAUCAGUGAAGUGAGGUAUUUUUCCUUCUAAUGUUCUAACCAGUUGUUAAAGUGUCAUUCGGUGGAAAUUUAACCAGAGGGAGUCCAGUUGGCGCAGCCUAGCGGGUUUCAAUGGCCUUGGUUGAAGAGCUGACGGGCAUUCACUCUGUUCCCACUGUGAAUGAGAUGACCUAAGAUGAUUAUAGCAAAUCCAGCUGAUCGGGGCCAUGCCAGCUGGGCCAGUGAUGAGGCCUGGCGCUGAGGCUUGGCACGGAGGCCCGAGCACAUGGGCGUUGUGGGUUGUGGCUGGGAGGUGGGUGCAGGGAUCGCCGCCCACCGAGCAGGCUGCUCACUCAACACGGUGGGGAGGGAGCAGCAGGCAGGCAGGGGUGAGGGAAGAUCCUGAUCCAGUUAAGCACUGGCUUUGAUAGCUUUCUGGCUAGGAUCCACUCCAUGUCUUGCCAGCGAUGCAGCUCAGGACGGGCAGGGUGAGCACAGAGUGAAAGAGAUACAGUCAGACAGCCCCCAGCUUGUCCUAAAACCUCGCAGGAAUUUGCCCUGCACAGCAACAGCAAUCCAGGUCCCCAGGGUUUUAUUCAUCCUUCGAUACAUCGAGUUGUGUAAAGUGAUCUGCUGAUCUUCCCCGUGUAUGCCUGGUGUCUGGACGCAUCAGUGCGUCCACCUUUGUUACUUGGAAGUUAGAAUUACAAAACAUAAGUGUGUCUCAGGUGAACAACUUUGGCUGGGAUUUUCCAAAGGUUUGAAAGUGCUGUCAGCAUCUUUCUGCUGUCAUAGGUCAAUGAGAAAAUGGUCUGCAGCAUCAGGGUGACAGUAUCGAGGAAAUACACAAACAACAUACGAUAUAAUUUGGAGAAACAUAUGACCAAUUUGGGUAAAGAUGAACUCACAAAAGGACAUUCUAAUUUGUACUGAAGUUAAGCGGUUUUCAGCCGAUCGCAGAGGUCUGUUCUGUAGAUGCAUUUCACUCUUAGGCUCUCUUUCAGUCUGGGAUGGCUGCUGUUUAACUGCUGUUAAACUGAUCUUCACUAACUGGCUGCAACAAAACCACACUUUGGUUUGUUUUUUUCUUAUUUUGUACCAACACUGCCCACCUACAAAAGCUUAGUAAUGUUUUUCACUGACAUUAAUAGGUACCAUUGGGAAACACAAGUACCCUAAUGGUAAAAAUUAGUGUUGUACCUCAACUUUCUUUUGCUAAUGCUACUUAAUGUGCUGGACAUGUUCUCUGAUGCUUAAUUUUCAAACAGCUGCCUCCAUCCUUCCAAACAACAUUAAUGCAUGCACAGAUUACAAGUGUAUUGGACAGGGUUUUUUUUUUGCCACAUUUUCAUUACGUUUUUGUAAAGACAACAAUUUGUGUGUCCUAGAGUUGCGAAGGCACUGUAUGCUGUAAUAAUUCGUAGCUGCAUCUAAUCCAUUUCAUCUGGGUGCAUUGGAGCAGCUUCACAGAUAGGAUGCUCCUGCGUUUGUUGCCCUAUGUGUUGCACAUUGUUUACUGUGUUUGUGAACAUUGCUCUCUAGAAGUUGCCCUGUAUUUGGUGAGUCCUCUUCCAAACUCUCCAGUUACAAUUAAACAGACUAACUUCAUUUCUCUAAAACUCUGCAGCUGACUGCUUAUUCAAGGCUGUGACAUAAAACCCAGCACAACCAAAGAACCCACCCAUUAACAAUAAAUUGACCAAACAAUUUUUUUGCUUGGGCAAAGUGUUGCAAAACAAGGGGGUGUGUAUAGCUGAAAGCCAAGGUUGUGGAUAGCCUUUCUCUGUGAUAUAUAUAUAAUGCAUUAUGAUUUUGUAAACAAAAGAUCUUAAUAUAUAAAUAUAUUCUAUUUACUGUAUUCACCAUGAGGAUUAUCAUCCAUGUCAACGUCUGUGUUACAGACUGUAAAUAGCGUUAUGGUAUUGUGUUUUAUCUAUGAUCCAUACGAUGAUGAAUGAAUAUGAUUUAGGUCAUGUCAUGCUUUCUCUCUGGUACCCCACAUUGGCUGUACGAUACUACUUUUUUACUGAAAAUGUUUCAAUUUUAAUGUCUUUUGUAAAGGAGGAUGCUGAUGUUGACUAUAUAUCAUUGGAUCUUCAUCUAAUAAAAUGCACCUUGAUAUCGGUAUGGAA